Messenger RNA from Triticum urartu, 1533 nucleotides. Its product is annotated as magnesium transporter MRS2-C. NCBI's taxonomy places the organism in Eukaryota, Viridiplantae, Streptophyta, Magnoliopsida, Poales, Poaceae. Gene Ontology annotation, cellular component: membrane. Gene Ontology annotation, molecular function: magnesium ion transmembrane transporter activity. Gene Ontology annotation, biological process: magnesium ion transport; transmembrane transport. The record is from RefSeq and is a predicted model, not a curated record.
CCCACCGUGGAGACCCCUUCCUCUCCACACAAGCACUCCACCUCCUCCGCGGCUUACCAACCUAGCCCGUCACUGACACGCCGCCCCCACCACAGAUCCCGGCCACCAUGGACCAGGACCUCAAGGACCGGCUCCUCCUCCCUCCCCGCGCCGCCUCGAACGGGCCCCACCGCCGCGGCAAGCCCGCGGCGCCAGGCGGCGGCGGAGGUGGGGGUGGCGUGACGAUCGACGUCCACGGCCUGAAGAAGCGCGGCGGCGGGCGGCGCUCGUGGGUGCGGGUGGACGCGGCGACGGGCGCGGCCGAGGCGGUGGAGGUCGCCAAGCCGGCGCUCAUGCGGCGGCUCGACCUGCCCGCGCGCGACCUCCGCCUCCUCGACCCGCUCUUCGUCUACCCCUCCGCCAUCCUCGGCCGCGAGCGCGCCGUCGUCUGCAACCUCGAGCGGAUACGGUGCAUCAUCACCGCUGACGAGGCGCUCGUCCUGCGCGACCCCGACGCUGACGGCGGAGCCGCUGCGGAGGAGGCCGUGCGGAGGUACGUCGACGAGCUGCAACGCCGUCUCGUGGACCGCGCCGACGACCUGCCCUUCGAGUUCAUCGCUCUGGAGGUCGCGCUCGAAGCCGCCUGCUCCUUCCUAGACGCUCAGGCUGUUGAGCUGGAGGCUGAAGCUUAUCCACUGCUAGAUGAGUUAACGGCCAAAAUCAGUACCCUUGACUUGGAGCGUGCUCGACGCCUAAAGAGCAAGCUGGUUGCAUUGACUAGGAGGGUCCAAAAGGUCAGAGAUGAGAUAGAGCAAUUGAUGGACGACGAUGGUGAUAUGGCUGAAAUGUACCUCACGGAAAAGAAGAUGAGGAUGGAAGCAUCAUCAUUGGACGAGGAGGGCCUUCAAGGAGUUGCUGGAAAUAAUGCCUUUGGUGCAUCCGUCUCUGCUCCAGUUUCACCAGUUUCGUCGCCCCCUGCGCCCCGGCGGCUUGAGAAGCAAUUUAGUUUUGCUAGAAGCAGGCACAGCAGCUUCAAGAGCUCAGAGAGCAGUCAAUAUAACAUAGAAGAACUGGAAAUGUUGCUGGAGGCUUACUUUGUGGUUAUUGACUACACUCUCAGCAAAUUAACUUCGCUGAAGGAGUAUAUUGAUGACACAGAGGAUUUCAUCAAUAUCCAGCUGGAUAAUGUCCGGAACCAACUGAUCCAGUUCGAGCUGCUGCUGACCACCGCUACGUUUGUGGUAGCCAUCUUCGGGGUUGUCUCUGGGGUCUUCGGCAUGAACUUUGAGGGGGUCGCUGUGCUUAAAGUGCCUCACGCUUUUGAGUGGACGCUCAUCAUAACGGGUGUUUGUGGCGCGGUCAUAUUCGCCUGCCUCCUGUGGUACUUUAAGAAGAGAAGGUUCUUCCCCUUGUAAAAUGUAUUCUUGCAACCUUCUGCUGCAUGUUGCAGAAAGCAGCAUUCGGCAGUUCAUUAUUUUACCAGCUUCGCUGGCGUGCAAUUGUACAUACUUUUUCUCCUUUGUUCCAGUGAAUAUACACAAUGUUGGAGCUGCA